GUCACCCCGUCGUCGCUCGUCAGGACCAGGCGCCGGGGGCAGCUAUUAAAGGCGCGAGGGGGAUCGAUCUCCCUUGCAACCAAAGCCACCGCCACCCCACCAUUGGCAUUACUGCUUCUCCCUCCCGGUCGCCGUCGACCCCCACCCAUACCGGACGGAAGGCGCGAGGCGGGCGGACGAGAUGAUGGAGGCCGACGCCGCGCGGCGGUUGCCCGAAAUGGCCGGCGCACGCAUGGCUUCCGCGCCCGCCGCUGGAUCCUCCGCCCGGAAACGCGCCCGCGGUUAGGUGCGGCGUGUGCUCGCCGCGUCCGCGUGCGUGCGUGUGUGUAUAUACAUACAUACAGCAGCAGGUGACCGGUGUCGCCGACCGUUGCUGCGGCGAGGCCGGCGGGGGCGUGUGGUUGCAGCGCAGUGAAUGGUCCUCAUGGCCGGGAUGCUUCCCGGUGUGGAGUGCGCGCGGCGGCGGCGGCUCCGCCAGGGCGGCGCGGGCGCGGGCGCGGAGGCGGGCGCGGGCACGGGCACGAGGCGGCUCUCCUUCUGCCUGUACGCGGCAGGGCACGUAGGGCCCCCGGCCGCCGGCCAUGGCGGCGCCGGCAGUUCCGGCAAGCGGAGCGCCGAGAUGGAGAUGAUACACGGGUGGGCGCUGGACAGCAAUGUCCGGGAGGCCAAGGAGCGGCUGGACCAGAAGCUCCGGAGCAAGAGGGAGGCCGCCAUCAAGAGGCAUCACAGCACGGGGAGCAUAAAGCUGAGCAGACCCCACCACAACGUGGGCGGCGGCGCGGAGGAGCGCGGCGAGAGCUCGGCCUCGGCGCCGGCGAUGGCCGGCGUGCAGCGGGAGGUGUACUCGAGGAAGGGCGUGAUGCGGCGGCUGAUGCGGUGGAGCCGCCUGCGGUGGGCCGCGGCGGAGCAGGCGGAGUGCGCGGUGUGCCUGGACGAGUUCCGCGCGGGCGACGUGCUGGCGCACCUCCCCUGCGGCCACCGCUUCCACUGGGCCUGCGCGGCGCCCUGGGUCGAGGGCACCUCCCGCUGCCCCUUCUGCCGCGCCGCCGUCGACGCCCACCCACAUGCCGGCCCAUAGAUACGCCUCGCCGGCCGGGCCAGCGUCGACGCAGGAGGAAGAAGUACGUUGCCGGCGAGCCACACCAUUGCCGUGCUGCCGGAGAUUGGAGACCACGACUGCACGAGACAUCCGUGAAUCUGCGGCCGGUUUUGCACGCAUCCGACGGCGCCGUGCCCUGCCGUUCUCCUUGUUCGGUUGUUGUUCCCAUGCCAUGACCCCAUGAGCGAUCGAUGAGCGUUUUUCCUACGGCGAGUAGGCACUGUACAGAGUGUGCUAGCGUUUCCCAAUGUACGAGUGCACGAUGAUCGUGUGAUCCAGAAAAAAAAGGGACUGUAAUUUGGAUCAAGAGCCUCGGUUUACAGUGUGUUACUAAUUGCUGUUUUGAACUUAAACUGCUCAUUUGAAGGUUA
Molecule: messenger RNA, 1470 nt
Organism: Panicum virgatum (switchgrass)
Lineage: Eukaryota; Viridiplantae; Streptophyta; Magnoliopsida; Poales; Poaceae
Product: E3 ubiquitin-protein ligase EL5-like
Exons: 3
Coding region: 416-1078 (220 amino acids)
Source: RefSeq, a predicted model, not a curated record